This is a messenger RNA of Gorilla gorilla gorilla (western lowland gorilla), 2492 nucleotides long. It is a transcript of the gene FCGR2A, whose product is annotated as Fc gamma receptor IIa. Gene Ontology annotation, biological process: positive regulation of phagocytosis; cell surface receptor signaling pathway; positive regulation of tumor necrosis factor production. Gene Ontology annotation, molecular function: IgG receptor activity; IgG binding. The transcript has 7 exons. Bases 111 to 1064 code for a protein of 317 amino acids. The record is from RefSeq and is a predicted model, not a curated record. Gene Ontology annotation, cellular component: external side of plasma membrane. Lineage: Eukaryota; Metazoa; Chordata; Mammalia; Primates; Hominidae.
CAGAAACACAAUUGAGGACUGACGACAGCUGCACAAGAAGAUGAAACCAUUUCCUUCCUCUUUUCUAAGCUUGUCUCUUAAACCCCACUGGACGUUGGCACAGUGCUGGGAUGACUAUGGAGACCCAAAUGUCUCAGAAUGUAUGUCCCAGAAACCUGUGGCUGCUUCAACCAUUGACAGUUUUGCUGCUGCUGGCUUCUGCAGACAGUCAAGCUGCAGCUCCCCCAAAGGCUGUGCUGAAACUUGAGCCCCCGUGGAUCAACGUGCUCCAGGAGGACUCUGUGACUCUGACAUGCCGGGGGGCUCGCAGCCCUGAGAGCGACUCCAUUCAGUGGUUCCACAAUGGCAAUCUCAUUCCCACCCACACGCAGCCCAGCUACAGGUUCAAGGCCAACAACAAUGACAGCGGGGAGUACACGUGCCAGACUGGCCAGACCAGCCUCAGCGACCCUGUGCAUCUGACUGUGCUUUCCGAAUGGCUGGUGCUCCAGACCCCUCACCUGGAGUUCCAGGAGGGAGAAACCAUCGUGCUGAGGUGCCACAGCUGGAAGGACAAGCCUCUGGUUAAGGUCACAUUCUUCCAGAAUGGAAAAUCCCAGAAAUUCUCCCAUUUGGAUCCCAACUUCUCCAUCCCACAAGCAAACCACAGUCACAGUGGUGAUUACCACUGCACAGGAAACAUAGGCUACACGCUGUUCUCAUCCAAGCCUGUGACCAUCACUGUCCAAGCGCCCACCGUGGGCAGCUCUUCACCAAUGGGGAUCACUGUGGCUGUGGUCAUUGCGACUGCUGUAGCAGCCAUUGUUGCUGCUGUAGUGGCCUUGAUCUACUGCAGGAAAAAGCAGAUUUCAGCCAAUUCCACUGAUCCUGUGAAGGCUGCCCAAUUUGAGCCACCUGGACGUCAAAUGAUUGCCAUCAGAAAGAGACAACUUGAAGAAACCAACAAUGACUAUGAAACAGCUGACGGCGGCUACAUGACUCUGAAGCCCAGGGCACCUACUGACGAUGAUAAAAACAUCUACCUGACUCUUCCUCCCAACGACCAUGUCAACAGUAAUAACUAAAGAGUAACGUUAUGCCAUGUGGUCACACUCUCAGCUUGCUGAGUGGAUGACAAAAAGAGGGGAAUUGUUAAAGGAAAAUUUAAACGGAGACUGGAAAAAUUCCUGAGCAAACAAAACCAACUGGCCCUUAGAAAUAGCUUUAACUUUGCUUAAACUACAAACACAAGCAAAACUUCACUGGGGUCAUACUACAUACAAGCAUAAGCAAAACCUAACUUGGAUCAUUUCUGAUAAAUGCUUAUGUUAGAAAUAAGACAACCCCAGCCAAUCAUAGGCAGCCUACUAACAUAUAAUUAUGUGACUAGGGACUUUCUAACAAGAUACCUACCCCCAAAAAACAAUUAUGUACUUGAAAACCAAUCAAUUGUCUUUAUUUUGCUUCUACAUUUUCCCAACAAAUACUUGCCUGUGACAUUUUGCCACUGGAACACUAAACUUCAUGAAUUGCACCUCAGAUUUUUCCUUUAACAUCUUCUUUUUGUUUUUUUUUGAGACAGAGUCUCAAUCUGUUACCAAGGCUGGAGUGCAGUGGUGCUAUCUUGGCUCACUGCAAACCCGCCUCCCAGGUUUAAGCGAUUCUCAUGCCUCAGCCUCCCAGUAGCUGGGAUUACAGGCAUGUGCCAUCAUACCCAGCUAAUUUUUGUAUUUUUUGUUUUUUUUUUUAGUAGAGACGGGGUUUCACAGUGUUGGCCAGGCCGACCUCGAACUUCUGGCCUCAAGUGAUCUGCCCGCCUCGGCCUCCCAAAGUGCUGGGAUGACCAGCAUCAGCCCCAAUGCCCAGCCUCUUUAACAUCUUCUUUCCUAUGCCCUCUCUGUGGAUCCCUACUGCUGGUUUCUGCCUUCUCCAUGCUGAGAACAAAAUCACCUAUUCACUGCUUAUGCAGUCGGAAGCUCCAGAAGAACAAAGAGCCCAAUUACCAGAACCACAUUAAGUCUCCAUUGUUUUGCCUUGGGAUUUGAGAAGAGAAUUAGAGAGGUGAGGAUCUGGUAUUUCCUGGACUAAAUUCCCCUUGAGGAAGAUGAAGGGAUGCUGCAGUUCCAAAAGAGAAGGGCUCUUCCAGAGUCAUCUACCUGAGUCCCGAAGCUCCCUGUCCUGAAAGCCACAGACAAUAUGGUCCCAAAUGACUGACUGCACCUUCUGUGCCUCAGCUGUUCUUGACAUCAAGAAUCUUCUGUUCCACAUCCACACAGCCAAUACAAUUAAUCAAACCACUGUUAUUAACAGAUGUAGCAACAUGAGACAUGCUUAUGUUACAGGUUACAUGAGAGCAAUCAUGUAAGUCUAUAUGACUUCAGAAAUGUUAAAAUAGACUAACCUCUAACAACAAAUUAAAAGUGAUUGUUUCAAGGUGAUGCAAUUAUUGAUGACCUAUUUUAUUUUCUAUAAUGAUCAUAUAUUACCUUUGUAAUAAAACAUUAUAACCAAAA